Coregonus sp. 'balchen' is the source of this 2265-nucleotide messenger RNA. Lineage: Eukaryota; Metazoa; Chordata; Actinopteri; Salmoniformes; Salmonidae. The record is from the annotation of a GenBank genome assembly.
GGCUGAUCUGGAGGGUGGCUUGGAUGUAGAGGAGUGUUGGCAGAGUUUCCACCCCUGAGCGCGCCGUAUAUAUAUUGAGCUCGGCAUGCCAUCACAAACACACUGGCACAGACAGGUACUGGUAAGAGAUUCACGUCCGUCGCUCUCCACAUUAAUUUAUUUUGUUAUAAUUUUGAUCCAACUUUGUCUAGAUUUUUAAAACAAACAUAAUUUUGAGAUUAGUUUAUUUAAAUGUUGGGAUAACAUAAUUAUUUGACAUUAUACAUUAAACUAUUUAACUUACAAACAAAUAGAUUAACAUGAGGACUGUUUCAAUUUAACUGCUUUUGCUGGAAUCUUUUUUAGUAGGGGACUUUUGUUUACAUACAUGAACCAGCUUCAUGCAGAAUUUAACUGCAGAUUUUCUGGCACUAUUAUUUCAUGUUUUUGCCACUAUCCUAUCAAACUGCAAACUACCCAUUGGAAUAUAAACAUUUGUAAUUAGUCUACUGGACCGUAAAACUAUGUUGUUCUCUGUACAGUUUCAUCAUAACCCAUCCGGUUCACUAUGGCCACAGACCACCAGAACCCUGCAUCCAAGCAGCAGCAGCCAGGCACCAGUGCUUUCAAGGUGAGGCGGAGAUUGGGGAGGGAGAGGCAGAGGAGGGCAGGAAAGGGGGAUGGGUAAUGGUGGGGCAAGGCAUGGUGGAUCAGGGACAAUGACACACUGCAAGGUUUUUCAAAGCAGAUGUUACGCAGUAUUCAACAUCAUUUCCCUGUACAACUUGAGAUGCCGACAGGCCGAGCACAGCAAGGAGACCUAAACAUACAUUUUGUUUCUCCCUGUCUUCCACAGUUGAUCAUCUAUGAACAGGAGAACUUCCAGGGGCGUUGCCAUGAGCUGACUGGUCCCUGUAACGACCUCCAGGAAGCAGACGUGGAGAAAGUGGGCUCCAUACUGGUGCUGUGUGGACCGUGAGUGUGGCUCAGAGAUAGUAUGAUAGAGAGAGGGAAAGAGAGAGAGGGAGUAUGAGUAAGAGUAAAAAAAAAACCAGAAAGAUAGAAAGAGACAAAAACAAAGAGGGUUAGAUAGAGGUGUGUGAUUGUUUGUAUGUGUGUGUGUGUGUCGGAGGGAGGGGUAGAUAUGGUGUGAUUAUCAAACAAUAGAAAAAAAGGGAUUGCUGAUUGGAUAAAUUAAAAUGGUUCUGUACAGGAAAACACUUCCAGAACAUUCCAUAACACAAAUAUAGUCACUGCAUUGUGCACACGGCACAGUAUGUAUAUUCACCUUUAAUCUUGUUUUUGUCAUCCUUCACUUCCCCCCCCUCCACCACCUUGUGCCCUCCUCAUCUUGACUCAUCUGUGCUUUCUCAGAUGGGUGGGAUACGAGCAGGCUAACUGUAAGGGGGAGCAGUAUGUGUUUGAGAAGGGGGAGUAUCCUCGCUGGGAUUCCUGGACCAACAGCAGACGUAGCGACAACAUCUUUGCAUUCCGCCCCAUUAAAGUGGUAACACAGCACCCCCUUUGUUACUACAACACAAAUCAGCCAUUUUCUUCAGCCAUUUUGUAGUUCUCUGUGACUGUUUCUUAUGGUGUGUUUUCUAUUCUCCUCACAGGACAGCCAGGAGCACAAGAUUGUCCUUUAUGAAAACCCCAGUUUUGCGGGGAAGAAGAUCGAGAUCAUAGAUGAUGAUGUUCCCAGCUUCCACGCACACGGAUACCAAGAGAAGGUCUCCUCUGUCAGAGUUCAGAGUGGCACGUGAGUCUGUCCGCCAACAGCAGAGUUAUAUCUGCCCCAACAUUGCCAUAUCAUAUUGCUAUUUUCUCCUAAUUACAUGUAUUGAUCUUAUCUCCACGGCUUUCUUCUUUAAAUACUUUUCUAAUUUUUUUCCUCUCCCAUUCCAUCAAUCUCACACCUCUGCUGGUUGUGUACCAGUUGGGUGGGGUACCAGUAUCCUGGCUACAGAGGCUAUCAGUACCUGUUUGAGAAGGGUGAAUACAAGGACAGUGCUGAGUUUGGUGCCCAGUUCCCUCAGAUCCAGUCCGUCAGGCGCAUCCGAGACAUGCAGUGGCACCAGAGGGGAGUUUUUCACCCUGCCGCCGGCACCAACUAAGCUUAUAUGACUCUUUCCUGCACCAAGCCCUGACCCCUGCAACCCUGCGCCUUCACACACCCCUCCCCCCUCACCUACUCAAAAUUGCAUUUUGAUGCCUAUUGCCAUUGUUUCCGUAGCACCAUCCUUUAAAGCAAACUAAUAAAUCCUUGUUGCUUACAUUUCAAGUGGU